GUUUGAAAAAGGACGGAUUUAUACAUUUAUUGGGGAGGUGGUCGUUUCCAUGAAUCCUUACAAAAACUUGACCAUCUAUGGGCGUGACAUGAUUGAGCAGUACAAAGGAAGGGAAUUGUAUGAGAGGCCUCCUCACCUCUUUGCAAUUGCUGAUGCCGCUUACAAAGCGAUGAAGAGGCGAUCAAAAGACACCUGUAUUGUAAUAUCAGGUGAAAGUGGGGCUGGGAAAACUGAGGCCAGUAAAUAUAUUAUGCAGUACAUAGCAGCCAUUACCAACCCUGGCCAGAGAGCAGAGGUGGAAAGAGUGAAGAACAUACUGCUGAAAUCCAACUGUGUGUUAGAGGCCUUUGGUAAUGCCAAAACAAACCGUAAUGACAAUUCCAGCAGGUUUGGAAAAUACAUGGAUAUCAACUUUGAUUUUAAAGGAGACCCAAUAGGUGGGCACAUCAAUAAUUACCUACUAGAAAAGUCUCGUGUGAUUGUGCAACAGCCGGGAGAACGAAGCUUUCAUUCUUUUUACCAGCUCCUCCAGGGGGGUUCUGACCAGAUGUUACGUUCCCUACAUCUUCAGAAGGAUGCAUCUGCAUACAACUAUAUCUGUCCUGGAGCACAGAUAAAGUGUUCCAUCAAUGAUGGCGCAGAGUUCAAAGCAGUAGCUGAUGCCAUGAAAGUGAUAGGCUUCAAGCAAGAGGAGAUUCAGACUGUCUACAAAAUUGUGGCAGCCAUUCUUCACUUGGGGAACUUGAAGUUUUCUGUGGAUGGUGAUACGCCUGUAAUAGAAAAUGGCAAGGUUGUGUCGAUCAUCGCAGACUUGCUGUCAACGAAAUCUGAUAUGGUGGAGAAGGCUCUUUUGUUUCGAACUGUAGCUACAGGUCGGGAUGUCAUUGACAAACAGCAUACUGAACAAGAAGCUACCUAUGGCAGAGAUGCCUUUGCAAAAGCUAUAUAUGAGCGCCUCUUUUGUUGGAUUGUGACACACAUCAAUGAUGUGAUUGAAGUGAAGAACUACGACACUACAAUACAUGGGAAAAACACCGUCAUUGGCGUCCUGGAUAUCUAUGGCUUUGAAAUAUUCGACAAUAACAGUUUUGAGCAAUUUUGUAUUAAUUACUGCAAUGAAAAGCUACAGCAGCUCUUUAUUCAGCUGGUUCUAAAGCAGGAGCAGGAAGAGUACCAGCGAGAGGGAAUUCCCUGGAAGCAUAUUGAUUACUUUAACAAUCAGGUCAUCGUUGACCUGGUAGAGCAGCAGCACAAAGGGAUCAUUGCCAUUCUGGACGAUGCCUGCAUGAAUGUCGGAAAAGUUACAGAUGAGAUGUUCCUCGAGGCUCUUAAUAACAAGCUAGGGAAGCACGCUCAUUUCUCCAGCAGAAAGCUUUGUGCGACUGACAAAACGCUGGAGUUUGACAGAGACUUUCGAAUCAAGCACUACGCCGGAGAUGUGAUUUACUCGGUCACUGGAUUUAUUGACAAAAACAAGGACACUUUAUUUCAAGACUUCAAGCGCCUCAUGUACAACAGCUCUAACCCUGUGUUGAAGAUGAUGUGGCCUGAAGGUAAACUGAGCAUCACAGAGGUAACCAAGAGACCUCUGACAGCUGCUACUCUUUUUAAGAACUCCAUGAUUGCACUGGUGGACAACCUGGCAUCAAAGGAACCUUAUUACGUCCGUUGCAUUAAGCCCAACGAUAAGAAAUCACCACAGCUUUUUGACGAGGAGCGUUGCAGGCAUCAAGUUGAAUACCUUGGCCUUUUGGAGAACGUGAGAGUCCGCCGAGCAGGCUUUGCCUACCGCCAAACAUACGAGAAGUUUCUUCACAGGUACAAGAUGAUCUCGGAAUUCACUUGGCCAAACCAUGACCUCCCUUCAGACAAAGAUGCUGUGAAGAAGCUCAUAGAGUGUCAUGGAUUUCAGCACGAUGUUGCUUAUGGCAAGACCAAGAUUUUCAUCCGCACACCUCGAACUCUGUUCACCUUGGAGGAACUGCAUGCCAAGAUGCUUGUGAGGAUUGUGCUCUUCCUACAGAAG
Messenger RNA from Phaethon lepturus (White-tailed tropicbird), 2026 nucleotides. RefSeq names its product myosin ID (gene MYO1D). The annotation marks the transcript as partial. Lineage: Eukaryota; Metazoa; Chordata; Aves; Phaethontiformes; Phaethontidae. Gene Ontology annotation, biological process: actin filament organization; vesicle transport along actin filament. Gene Ontology annotation, molecular function: actin filament binding; ATP binding; microfilament motor activity. Gene Ontology annotation, cellular component: vesicle; actin cytoskeleton; plasma membrane. The transcript has 15 exons. The record is from RefSeq and is a predicted model, not a curated record.